Molecule: messenger RNA, 1056 nt
Organism: Aaosphaeria arxii CBS 175.79
Lineage: Eukaryota; Fungi; Ascomycota; Dothideomycetes; Pleosporales
Exons: 3
Coding region: 1-1056 (351 amino acids)
Source: RefSeq, a predicted model, not a curated record
AUGUCGACAGCGAAGGCGAAGGAAAAUGGGAGUCUCGUGAUCUUCCAGGCAAGAUUGAAGAUACGCCUGAUAAACCCCCUCGGAUCAGAGCUUUCUUUGCGCUUCUUCUUCGCACCAUCGGACGUUCAGAUGACGCAAACAAAUCACCGGUACGCCAUGUUCCUCGACAGAACCGGCAGGACCGGCCAAUUCAACUCCCUGCCUUUCUUCUGCACAAACCCCAACAGAUUGCUGGGGACCCUUCGCGUCAACCUGAAUCGACUGUUACAAACACCCAAGGCAACGAGUGAUGCUCCUGCCCUUCUGCAAACAACGACCCCUGGCAACAUCACAAGAUCAGUGUUGGUCGUAGCGCAAACCACAAAUGCAUCAUCUAACGCAGGCAUCUUUGGGUCGCAAAAUGACGAGUCGCGAAACCUCUGGAAAAAGGCUGCGGUUGUCAGUGCCGCAGUAUUGGGAAGUCUCUUGCUCCUCUCACUCCUCUCACUGUUGCUUCUUGGCUCUCUCCUACACCGCUCUCAUCGCCGCCAUCGCAAACCCACAGUGGUCGUUGGGGAUCGGGAUCCUGCAAAUGAGAAAGCCAUUGGACAGGAUCAAGGAGAACUGACAAGGAAUCCAACAAUCCUACCGGUACCCUUGGAUGGUCGCAGUACACGUCGGCCGAGUGAUACCAUGAACACAAUUCCUGAAUCGGAGCGUCCUAGAGAUGAUGCCGCUCCGCUCCCCCAGAGCCGCCACGGCAGCGUCUUUCCAGCACCAGCUCCGGGCAUCAGACGUGCUACUACACAUCAGCCGUCCUUGAAUGAUGAUAUUGGCCCUCUCACGCCAACCGCGCCGCGCCGAGCAGACACCCUCCCACCCGCGACUGAAGCCGCUCAACGCAAGCGAUCUGUUCCUCCGGGGAUGGUUGAACAGGGACAGGGCAGUGCAAUCGAAGACGAUAGGGGAGCAGAGGCAGCCGGUCAAAGGCCCACCACGCCCCCACCGCGCGUUGCCACAGCACCUUUGUCCAGGGCCACCACAGCAAAGCUGCCCUCUGCACCUGUAGCAGAGUAA